This is a messenger RNA of Dentiscutata heterogama, 887 nucleotides long. The record is from the annotation of a GenBank genome assembly. Lineage: Eukaryota; Fungi; Glomeromycota; Glomeromycetes; Diversisporales; Gigasporaceae.
AUGGCAUCCCCACUCUUGGUGUUUUCAUCAUCGAUGCCAACGACGAUACCCUCAGUAAUUUUUGGAAUUUUAUUCUUUCUCAUGACUAUACUUCAUUUGUAUCGAAUAAUACAAUAUCGACGACAAAUAUAUGUAUACUUAUUUACAUUCAGUUGUUCUCGCACGGUGGUAUAUUGCAUUCGUAUUGUAUGGUCUCUCAACGUAGAUGUUGAUGAGUUAGGGCUAGUUUCCGGAUUUAUAUUAUGCGGAUUUGAAUUUUUCGUUAUAAUGGGUAUUUAUACAUUACUCACAGAUUGGGUUCGUUUAAUUACAAAGUCGCAAUCAGAUUCAUCAGGUUCAUCAAAAGGAAAAUUAUUUAUGGAAAUUCUUUUAGUUAACAUAACAAAAAUUGUGUUGCCAGUUUGUGGAGUUUUGGGCGCUGUUCAGGUCAUCCAAGAAUAUGAGGAUGAUGGUAAUGCAUAUGAUGGUUCUACUAGCGGUAUUUUACGUAAAGUGUCAACAUUAGGAUUUUUAAUAUGCUUAACUUUAUAUAUGGUUUAUGUAACUUAUUUCGCGGUGGUUUAUGUUAGAAAACCUAUUAGUCAACAACUUCAUGUUAUGCUAUUAUAUACCAGUGGAGCUUUGUUAUAUAUCGAGUUGGUAUAUAGAACAUUUAUUACCUUUGCUCAAGCCACGGAUUCUGCGAAUAGAUAUGAAUGGAUGAUUUAUGUAUUCGAGGCUAUGCCAGAAUUAGUAUUAUUAGCUAUUUUGGGUGGAAUCAUUUUGGGCGACUGGUUUUUUGAAGAAGCUCCGGAAACGGAUAAUGAAUCAAAGAUAAAUGAUCCAGAGAUUGGUACAAAUAAAUGGAUUUUAAGAAUAGUUCAAAGUGCAAAAAAAAAAACUAAUGC